Messenger RNA from Daphnia carinata, 957 nucleotides. Its product is annotated as putative nuclease HARBI1. Lineage: Eukaryota; Metazoa; Arthropoda; Branchiopoda; Diplostraca; Daphniidae. The transcript is spliced from 5 exons. The coding region runs from base 1 to 957 and encodes 318 amino acids. The record is from RefSeq and is a predicted model, not a curated record.
AUGCUUUAUGAGGAUGUUAUUGGUGAUUUGGAGGACAUGUUAAAAGAUUUCGAUGAAGUUGAAAGUAUAAUUUCCAGCAAUAACAGUGAUAUUGACAGUGAUGAGGAAGAUGAGAUAUUGGCCGAAAGAAGAAUUCAGCGUAUUCAACGAUUGAAUGAAUUCUAUUUGAGAAGGGGUGAAAUUUUUUAUGUUUUUGACAAUCAACAGGUUUACAAGACGUUCCGAUUCGAUAAACCAUCUAUUGAUUAUAUUGUGAAGGAGGGUUUCGCUGCUUUUGCUGGCUUAAGAGGCGUUGUUGGAGCUAUAGAUGGGACGCACAUUAAAAUAUCAAGACCUCAUAAAGAUGAAAUCUUUUAUGUUAAUCGUAAACAUUUUCACUCCAUCAAUGUCCAGGCCAUUUGCGAUGCCAAUGGAAAGUUUUUAAGUGUCAAUGCAUCAAAACCGGGCAGUUGCCAUGAUGCGGCUAUAUUUUCGGACAGUCGAAUUGGCCAAGAAUUGAAAAAUGGGCGGUUUGGUGAUGGAUUUUUGGUAGGAGAUAGUGGGUAUGCGUGUACGCCGUUUCUUUUAACUCCAUAUGCAGUUACAAGAAAUAAUGAUCAAGAACGGUUUAACACGGCACAAAUAAGGACUCGAAAUAUUAUUGAACGGGCGUUUGGCUUUUUAAAAAGAAGGUUUCAUUCACUGCACGGAGAAUUGCGUGUUCAGCCCGGAAGGGCUUGCAGAAUUAUAAUGGCAUGCUUUGUCCUACACAAUAUCGCAUUAUCACGCCGCUUACCCGAUUUCCUUGAUGAAAUACCCGAAGAAGAAGACAUUGGUGACGACGGGGAACACGAAUUCAAUGGAUGGGCACUAUGGCGACCGAAUGAAACCGCUGCGCAAGAGAAAUUGAGACUCCGCCGUGCAGGAUUCCUAAAAAGAGACAAUAUAGCGGCCAAUCAAUUUGGCAACCGUCGUUGA